CGCAAACCUCUAUCACUUCACAUACUCACUCGAAUUCCAUACAUCACCAGUGGCUCUGUCUAUGCAAUACUCUUUUUUAUCUUCAAAAAAUAAUUUUCAUUUCGAAUUUAUUUCUUUUAAAUUAUACUGCCCAGGCGGUACCACGUUUAGUUCACUGAAAACGGUUGUAUACUGUAGACGACUGUUCCAGCAAAUUUUUAAUUAAUAUUUUUGUAAAAAAAAUUCGUAGAAUUUUGUGUGACUAAUUUCGUGUGACUAAUUCUCUUCAACAAAAAACAAGAUGUUAAUCGAAGAAUUCCCCAACUCCAGAACAACGUUUCAUGGAUUUUCGCUGCUGAACCAUCAACAGCCCAAACUGUAUCCAGUAACACCUCCACAUCACUACUCUCCACCGUAUCAGGACUUUCGCAGCCACAGCAGCGAAUUGGAACCUCGCCAUAUGCAUCAUCCGGAUGAUAGUUCUUACAGUUUCCAAAAGUUGCACUACUAUGCGUCUCUAGCGCCGACCACCUACUAUCCGACAUUAUAUCCAUCACCACCUCAAUCAAUAAGUCCACCGUCACAGUCACUACAGCAAUUGAUUUCGUAUCGAAAAAAUUCGAAUGCGGGCUACGAGAGCGGCGGCAGUGGAAGUGAACAUUUUGUGCUAAACAAUGACAAUCGACGUAAUUCAGUGAUAAUGAAAGUGCAAGAUCAUAUGGUUGUUCCGUCGUUCAAAUUUGGUACGCCGACGGUGAAAAUUGCGUCCGAUUCGGAUGAGGAGAAUUUCGUAUGCAAAUGGAUUUCAUGUUUCAGAAUUUUCGACACAUUAGAAGCAUUGGCUGUACAUGUGACACAGUGCCAUGCAGUUGCGUCGCUGGAUGGUUUGUACCAUUGCAAAUGGCAGUCGUGCCCUCGGUCUGAUCGUGGCUUUAAUGCACGUUAUAAAAUGCUGGUCCAUGUGAGAACACAUACGAAGGAAAAACCUCAUUCCUGUGAUCAAUGUCCAAAGAGUUUUUCGAGAGCAGAAAACCUGAAAAUUCACAUUCGUAGCCACAGCGGUGAAAAACCGUACACUUGUCCUGUUGAGGGUUGCAACAAGGCCUAUUCCAAUUCAUCGGACCGAUUUAAGCAUACGCGCACCCAUUCGACGGAAAAGCCAUAUUUCUGUAAAGUUCCUGGAUGUAACAAACGUUACACAGAUCCAUCUUCUUUGCGAAAGCAUGUAAAAACAUUCAAACAUGUGGUCAACAGCUUAGACGUUAUCCGCCUGACCAGCAACACGGAAACGGAACCGAGUCAACGGUUAUCGUAUCAAGACAGUCCUGCUGUGGAAAAGCCAGCCUUCAAGUGCAUUCACGAAUGCUGCAAACAAUUGAGAAAAACGGAAAUGUUUCAACUGGGUCAUCUCAUGGACAAUGUUACGUUGAUCGGAUCGGGUGCGAUUCCGUUCAAUUAUAAUAGUACAGCGGAAGCUAAGACCAAUUUUCAGUUUAGCAACGAGUGGAAUGGCAGAUUUGACGAGCCACUGGACUUAAGUAUUCAUAAGGUUGUGAGAAGUUGAUAUUUUCUUACUUUUUGUUAAUUUUUCGUAUUUUAGUGUUGUUUUAGUGUGUGCGUGCUUGUCAGACAUUUUUUUAAUUUUUAUUUAAUUUAAAAACUUUUUGUCCUUUAUUUCGUUGUAAGAAUUUUAGAGUUUUAAGUUUUUGUGCAAUAAAAAUGAAUUGAUUUGAAAUUCCA
Bradysia coprophila is the source of this 1719-nucleotide messenger RNA. RefSeq lists its product as uncharacterized. Gene Ontology annotation, molecular function: RNA polymerase II cis-regulatory region sequence-specific DNA binding; DNA-binding transcription factor activity, RNA polymerase II-specific. Gene Ontology annotation, cellular component: nucleus. The record is from RefSeq and is a predicted model, not a curated record. Lineage: Eukaryota; Metazoa; Arthropoda; Insecta; Diptera; Sciaridae. Gene Ontology annotation, biological process: regulation of transcription by RNA polymerase II.